UUCAAGAUCCGGCGCGGAUAGUCAAUGGAAGCCCGGGCGGAGAAAAACCAGCAAAAUCGAGAAUGUGUUUUUUUUUUUCCGAUGGCGGAUCGUAGCAGAAUGAAACAGCCGUGGAGCUAACCGAGCCGUGGAGAGAGGUGACGAAAGCCGCCUUGAGUGGGCAUUCUUCCGGCAGAGGGCCGCGCACCAUGGCAACCCUGCGCCAGAGAAAGGGCAGCCGGGGUAAGGACCCCCCCCACACCUCCCAUGCGGACUCUCAGCCUCAGCAGCGCCACCAGGCCAACUGUUGCACCCGCCAUCAUCAUCAUCGUCACCAUGACGACCUCCUGCAGGGCGAUUGGUCGUGGGGGUGCAUCGUGUGGACGUCGGUGGGCUGGUCGGUGUCGGUGGGUCUGGGCCUGCUGUGCUGCAUGUACGUGGCCACGCUGCACGAGAACGACUUGUGGUUCUCCAACAUCAAGGAGGUGGAGCGGGAGAUCUCCUUUCGGACCGAGUGCGGACUCUACUACUCGUACUACAAGCAACUGUUGAACGCGCCAUCCAUACAGGAAGGAUUGUCCGAGUUGAUUCACGACAACUUGACGGAGUCUAAGCGGACCAUCAACCUCCUGCAGAGGAUGAACAUCUACCAGGAGGUCUUCCUCAGCGUGCUUUACAGGCUGCUGCCCAUACAGUCCUACCUGGAGCCCAUGUACUUCUACAUCUACAGCGUGUUCUCGCUGCAGGCGGUUUACGUGAUGGCGCUGUACUUGACAGCGUGGCUCCUGGCCGGCUCCUGGCUGGCCGGUGCGCUGGCCGCCGCCUGGUACAUCCUCAACAGGGUGGAUACAACUCGUGUGGAGUUCACCAUCUCGCUGAGAGAGAACUGGUCUCUGCCCUUCCUGGCCCUGCAGGUUGCCGCCAUCACGUGCUACCUGAGGCCUCAGCUGGGCACCUUGCGUCAGAAGGUGAUGGUGUGGCUGAUGUACGUGUGCAGCCUGUGCUUCUGUGUGACUUGGCAGUUCAACCAGUUCAUCUUUCUGGUCCAGGCCCUCGUUUUCUACACGCUGGAUUGUGUGGAUGUGCUCACCACUGCACAGGUGACCACACUGUACUUGGUCCAAGCCAGCGCCUUGCUGAGCGUUUGGCUCCUGCAGUUCUUCAACGCCAUGAUCCUGGGCUCCUUGGCGCUCAGCUUCAUCGUGGCCGCCCUCCUCGUGCGUCAUUACCACCGUUCUCUGAAGUCCGGAAGUCUUGUGGCCCGAGUGUCCAAGCUGAUCAUCCACAGCACCGCCGUCCUUCUCCUCACCGUCGCCAUCAACUUCUCGGCCAAGAAGCUUCUGCGGCUGCGAUCAGACGAACACAUCUUUAAAUUCAUCAAGUCAAAGUUUGCCCGGGGGCCGACCAGGGACUUUGACGCCAACCUGUAUCUGUGCGAGGAAGCCUUCGGCGCGCUGCCGCUGGACACUCUGGAGCGUCUGUCCGCCACCCUUCUGCUGGGCCCCUACGCGCUCACCCUCGCGCUGACGGGCGGCGCCCUGGCACUGGCGGCUCUGCGGAACCUCAGGCCAAAAGGCGGCGCAGCCGAGAGGAAAGCGGAGGGCCCGGCGGCGCCGUCCUUUCGUCCCGACGUGGCCUACAACCUGCUGCACACGCUUUUCUUCGGCCUGCUGGCCUUCAGCACCAUGAGGAUGAAGUACAUCUGGACGGGACACAUGUGCGCCGUGGCGGCGUACGGCCUGUGCGGGAGGGACGUGUGGUCCGUGCUCCUUCACGCCCUCCGAUGCGACACCAAAUUCGUCGUCCGAUUGGCUCGGUACGGCGCCCCCCUGGCACUGAUGGCCUUCCUCUAUUACAAGUUCUGGCCCAAAAUGGUGGAGGAGCUGUCUGACUUGAGGGAGUUCUACGAUCCAGACACCGUGGAGCUCAUGACCUGGAUUAGCACAAAGACGCCCGAGCGCGCCGUCUUGGCGGGAAGCAUGCAGCUGCUGGCCGGCAUCAAACUGUGCACGGGGAGAGUCAUCACCAACCACCCGCAUUACGAAGACAAGGACCUGAGGGACAGGACCAAGCAGGUGUACCAGGUGUACGCCCGCCGCUCCCCGCGGGAGGUCCACUCCAUCCUGCAAAGUCUGGCCGCCGACUACGUGGUGCUGGAGAACUCCAUCUGUUACGAGCGCCGCCACCGCCGAGGGUGUCGCCUGAGAGACUUGCUGGACUUGGCCAACGGACACAUCAUGGACGGCGACGGCGACAACGACGCUGACCUGGUGGCCGCCGCCUACCCGCGAUUUUGCGACGAGGUCAAGACGGACUCGCCGCAGUACGCCGCCUUGUUCAAAAGAACCUUCCAGAACAAAACCUUCCACGUGUACAGAGUCAGGAAGAAAGCCAAGAAGAGUGAAAAGAACUCGUGAGACGACAAAGACUACAAUGGCUGACACGCAUUUCCAGCAUGUCCAAACAACUUUUUUGUCUCUUUUUUUUUUUUUUUUUUAGCUUGGUCUAAUUGUUUGACUCUGUGUGGAAUAAAAAGCACAUCAGCGUUCACAUCCAAAAACGCACACCACAACCCAUCUGAUGUGACUUUUUAAAUGAGGAACAGUAAAAUACGAAUCCAAAGUACAAACUCUACCCAGUGGCUCGUAGUAGCGCUCGAGUCAGAGGCUCCCCUUGCGGAGGUGCUUUUGCUUUUGAAACCAGCGGCGCAAUUUCAAUUGCUAGCAAAAUCCCACCAAAUGGGAAGUAAAAAAAAAACAAAAAAAAACUUGUUCAAUGAUUGUGAAAGGCUAGCAAGCGGUUUUGAAUGUGGACCACGAUUGUUUCUUUUCAAAUUGAGAUUUAAACCACUAACAUGAAGAACUAGUAAAAUGGUAGCAAGCUGCUAGAUGCUAGCUGGAGGCUAUGAGUAUCCUUUUUAUUUCAACUGCUAGCAAAAUCCCACCUAAUGGGAAGUAAAAAAAACAAAAAAACUUGUUCAAUGAUUGUGAAAGGCUAGCAAGCGGUUUUGAAUGUGGACCACGAUUGUUUCUUUUCAAAUUGAGAUUUAAACCACUAACAUGAAGAACUAGUAAAAUGGAAGCAAGGUGCUAGAUGCUAGCUGGAGGCUAUGAGUAUCCUUUUUAUUUCAACUGCUAGCAAAAUCCCACCUAAUGGGAAGUAAAAAAAACAAAAAAACUUGUUCAAUGAUUGUGAAAGGCUAGCAAGCGGUUUUGAAUGUGGACCACGAUUGUUUCUUUUCAAAUUGAGAUUUAAACCACUAACAUGAAGAACUAGUAAAAUGGUAGCAAGCUGCUAGAUGCUAGCUGGAGGCUAUGAGUAUCCUUUUUAUUUCAACUGCUAGCAAAAUCCCACCAAAUGGGAAGUAAAAAAAAAAAAAAACUUGUUCAAUGAUUGUGAAAGGCUAGCAAGCGGUUUUGAAUGUGGACCACGAUUGUUUCUUUUCAAAUUGAAAUUUGAAACCACUAACGUGAAGAACUAGUAAAAUGGAAGCAAGGUGCUAUCAAGCAGACAAGCAAGCUAGAUGCUAGCUGGAGGCUAUGAGUAUCCUUUUUAUUUCAACUGCUAGCAAAAUCCCACCAAAUGGGAAGUAAAAAAAAAAAAAACUUGUUCAAUGAUUGUGAAAGGCUUGCAAGCGGUUUUGAAUGUGGACCACGAUUGUUUCUUUUCAAAUUGAAAUUUUAAACCACUAACGUGAAGAACUAGUAAAAUGGUAGCAAGCUGCUAUCAAGCAGACAAGCAAGCUAGAUGCUAGCUGGAGGCUAUGAGUAUCCUUUUUUUCAAAGAAGGGGACCAAUAUGGGCUCCAUUUUUGGUGGACCGGGGAACUAGACCGGAACGCAAAAACUGACGUAAAAACCUGAUGCCUGCGCAAAGCCUCGCUAGCUUUUGUCAAUUUGGCAGCCUGACCUGCCUCAAGAUUGAGAAUCUGGCACAACGAGGGCUCGUCCUGGGUGCACUUAUUAAUUUUUUUGUGACUGCAAAUUGGUGGUCCACUUCUUGAGGGUCUGCCCGCAGUUCCUCAAAAACCAAUUUAGCGUGCUCCGGAUCUCCUGGACUCCGAGCGGACUCACAACUCUCGCGCGACAUUUCGAGGGAACGUUAGGAGCGGCUGCGAUUGGACGAGGUCGUAGUCUGCUGUGAACGCGUCCACUCCAGCUAGCAAGCGGCAGCCGUUGUUCUUUAGAAAUUAGGGGAAAAAAUGAUGAGACAUAGUUGGAGGUCGAAACUGCUGUCGGACCGCUGCAGAACGUGAGGUCCAAACCGCCGUCAAGAUGCUACCAAGCGACGAGUAAAACCCUUCCAAGCGGCUGUUUGUGAUUUGCGUCGUGUUUUCGCUUGCCGUCAUUUUCACCCGUCAGAGCCGCAACCUCGCACUCCAAUCA
This is a messenger RNA of Syngnathoides biaculeatus (alligator pipefish), 4363 nucleotides long. It is a transcript of the gene dpy19l3, whose product is annotated as dpy-19 like C-mannosyltransferase 3. NCBI's taxonomy places the organism in Eukaryota, Metazoa, Chordata, Actinopteri, Syngnathiformes, Syngnathidae. Gene Ontology annotation, cellular component: nuclear inner membrane. Bases 189 to 2396 code for a protein of 735 amino acids. Gene Ontology annotation, molecular function: mannosyltransferase activity. The transcript has 19 exons. The record is from RefSeq and is a predicted model, not a curated record.